AAUACAAUAAUAUAUAAACAGCAGCAUUUCAUUUGGGAAUCAUUUGCCAUAUCUUUAUAUAUUCCUUUCCAUCUGGUAAUAGUUAAGAAACGCUAAUGUCGGGCAUUCCUUUAUUUAAUAUACCCAAUACUAAGCGCCCUGCCAAUAGUAAAAUCUUGCCUAAUCUACAUAUCCCCCUUCAGGAGCCAGCACCAACAAAUGUGAAUCAGUAUAAUUCCCACCAUAUACACCAACUGGUUCACACGCAAUAUCACCUGCAGCAGCCACAGCUCCAUCUUCAACCUAUUCCCCUGCAUUAUUCCAAUUCCUCGUCAUCUUUAUCGUCAAAUACCCCCACCAAUUCUCAAUCGUCAGUGACUUCAUUGAGAAGAAAGCCCCCACCUCCUAUAGAUACCAAUGGAAAUGCAGACAAAAAUGCUAUGGUGAUUGACCAGCAAGAAGGUGAUCUCGGGCAACAUGAUGGCAAUCAAGAAGAAGAUACACUCUUGCAGAAACAUCAUUUGGAACAGUUAACACCAUAUGAUUGGCACUUGUUUGCAAAUGCCAAUCAAAUUAUUGAAAUUAAUAAAUUGGGCGAGGGAAAUGGAGGAUCAGUCACCAAGUGUCGAAUUAAUCAAAUACCCAACCAAAUAUUUGCACUCAAAUUAAUAAUAACUGAUCCCAACCCCGACAUUCAAAAACAAAUAUAUCGAGAAUUGGAAAUUGCUAGAAAAUGCCAACAUCCCAAUAUUGUGACAUAUUAUGGAACGUUUAUACUUGAAAAACAAAGCAUGAUUGGUAUAACCAUGGAAUAUAUGGAUGGCCAAUCUCUUGAUUCAAUAUAUAAAGAAGUAUUGAAACGCGAUUGCACAAAUAGAAUCAACGAAAAAGUAUUGCGAAAAAUAGCCAAUGGGGUUUUAUCAGGGUUGGACUAUCUUCACCUGAAGAGUAUUAUUCACCGAGAUAUAAAACCAUCUAAUAUUCUUUUGGAUACUCAAGGUAAUGUCAAACUUUGCGACUUUGGUGUUAGUGGAAUAGCAGUUAAUUCGUUGGCAUCUACAUUUGUGGGAACUCAAUAUUAUAUGGCACCAGAAAGAAUCACCGGUGGAUCCUAUUCUAUAACUAGUGAUAUAUGGUCAUUAGGAAUGUCAUUGCUAGAAGUUGCCAAUGGGAAAUUUCCAAUAGAUUUAGAAUUAUAUGGCCCUAUAGAGGUUGUUGACAUGAUUCUGAAGUCAGAAUUAGAAUUACACGAUCUGCCUGAUGAAAAUAUUUAUUGGACUCAAGAAUUUAAACUAUUUAUUGCAAAGUGUCUAAUUAAGGAUCCAGCAAAAAGACCAAUUCCAAGACAGCUAUUGCGUGACGAUGAAUGGUGUUUGGCUCAGCAAAAGGAAAUGGUUAAAAUGGACAAGUUUGUUAAAGUUGUUUGGCAAUUGAACCAUUAAAUAGUGUAUAUACACCCUUGCCUGAUUACUCUAAUUUUAUAGAUAUUAGCUAUUAGUUGCAAAAUUGUAUCACGUGGAUGACAUCACAUGAUGAUUUUUUCACCCAAUAAAAUUUGGGUAAAAUUUUUUUACCAAUCCUCAUAGUGUGAAUGUACAGAAAAAAACAGCAACAAGUUAGCCAUUAUAUAGUUAACAGGAAAGAGCUAUAUACCUACCAAUAUACAAAUAUGCCAGUUCCAUUUGAAGGUUUAAUGCCAUAUGCCAUUAUGGCUGCAUUCUUUGGUCUUGCAGGUCAUGGUGUCCAAUUCAUUAGAUAUUGGGACAACGGUUGGAAGAAUGACAGAUGGAAUUUAGAUGCAUGGGACAAAAGAAUGAUGAAGCGUGAUUUCUUAUUGACAGGAAUUAAACGUGGUCAAUCACAAGAGCCAGUCGCCCCUGAACAUUUCAAGACCGCCGACACUAUCGAACAACAAUACUACUCUGCCAACAGAGGACAAUCUUUCGUACUCAGAGACAGAUUAUGGAGAGGUUACGUUUUUGGUGAUUGGGAUUGGUCGUAAGCUUCUUAGCAUAGCAAUAGCAUUUGAUUGGUGGCACUUGUCAUCAUUCUGGGAGUUUGAAUUGGAGUGGUAUUC
This is a messenger RNA of Spathaspora passalidarum NRRL Y-27907, 2056 nucleotides long. It is a transcript of the gene MKK2, whose product is annotated as mitogen-activated protein kinase kinase. Bases 96 to 1421 code for a protein of 441 amino acids. Gene Ontology annotation, molecular function: MAP kinase kinase activity; ATP binding. Gene Ontology annotation, biological process: cell integrity MAPK cascade; regulation of fungal-type cell wall organization; protein phosphorylation. NCBI's taxonomy places the organism in Eukaryota, Fungi, Ascomycota, Pichiomycetes, Serinales, Debaryomycetaceae. The transcript has 2 exons. The record is from RefSeq and is a predicted model, not a curated record.